This is a messenger RNA of Ixodes scapularis (black-legged tick), 2931 nucleotides long. RefSeq names its product metabotropic glutamate receptor 1. Gene Ontology annotation, biological process: G protein-coupled glutamate receptor signaling pathway; regulation of synaptic transmission, glutamatergic. NCBI's taxonomy places the organism in Eukaryota, Metazoa, Arthropoda, Arachnida, Ixodida, Ixodidae. Gene Ontology annotation, cellular component: postsynaptic density membrane. Gene Ontology annotation, molecular function: G protein-coupled receptor activity involved in regulation of postsynaptic membrane potential; adenylate cyclase inhibiting G protein-coupled glutamate receptor activity. The transcript is spliced from 6 exons. The record is from RefSeq and is a predicted model, not a curated record. Bases 129 to 1997 code for a protein of 622 amino acids.
GCGCCAGCCGUGAGGGCCUGGACACCUUUAGGGCGUUGGCAACGCAGCGCGGGAUCUGCCUGUCCCAGUCCCUGCCGGUGCCCGCGGAUGCCGUCGACGCCGACUACGAAGACACGGUCACGGCCCUCAUGGACACGCCCAAGGCCAAGGUGGUGAUAUGCUUCUGUGCCACGGGCACUGUCAAAGGACUUCUGGCCGCCAUGCGCAGACAGAACGUCUCCGGCCACUUCAUUCUGGUCGCCAGUGACGCCUGGACGACCGAUUCGACGAAACUGGCCGAUCUAGAAGAAGACGCUGUUGGCAGUUUGGUGCUGCGCGUGCACUCGGAUCACGACGCUGCCUUCGAGUCGUACUACACGUCCCUAGACCCUUCCAAGAACUGGAGAGACCCCUGGUUCCCGGAGUUCUGGGAGACCAAGUUCCGGUGCAGCCUGAACGGGACGCCAUCCGACGACAACACGUACCAGAAACCAUGCACAGGCGAGGAGUGUCUGUGCGACAACUACGUGCAAGACCCCAAGCUAGACGGGGUCAGGAAGGGCAUCUACCUGGUCGCCCACGCUCUUGACCGCAUGGUGCGGGAACACUGCCCCGACAACGACACCGACUGCGCGCGCAAGGUGCAAGUCACGGCGCCGCAGUUUCUGGAGUACCUGGACAACGGGACGUCUCAUCUCCUGAACGGAACGUUUCCCCCGUGCAACAGAACGCAGCACUCGGAGAACGGGACCGCUGGCUGCAAUGCGACGAGUCCUGUUCGGUACGACAUCAUGAACUUCCAGAGGUCAAACGAGACAGGUUACGAAUUCGUGCUCGUCGGCACCUGGGGCGACGAUGGGCUGCGGAUGAUCAGCGAGCCCCAGUGGCGCGACGCUCAAGACGGGGUACCGGUGUCCCGCUGUUCGACACCCUGCACCAAGGGCCACGUCAUGUUGCAGGAAUCAACGUUAAACCUUUGUUGCUGGAAGUGCAUCGAGUGCGGCGACUACCAGUAUGUGGCGACCCCCUACCGCUGCUUAGACUGCGAGGAAGGCAUGUGGCCUAACGCUAACCACGACGGCUGCGACAGCAUCCCACAGAAGUACCUGCAGUGGACCGAGACCGCGAGCAUCAUCGUCAUGGUCGUGUGCAGCUUUGUCAUGCUGUCGACGGGAGCGGUGGCCACCAUCUAUAUCCGCUACAUCACCACUCCGCUCAUCAAGGCCUCCUCCAGAGAACUGUCCUUCGUCGUCCUCAUGGGAAUCCUGUGUGCCACCGCCAGCACGUUCGCCGUCCUCGCCAAGCCUACUCCGAUUGUCUGCGCCAUCGAACGCUUCAUGCCAGCGUUCGGAGUAGCCACCAUCCACGCUGCCAUCUUCACCAAGACCAACCGCAUCGCUCGGAUUCUAGCCGUUAAGGAGUCCAAGAUGUUCUCUCGCAAACGCCGCUUCAUGAGCACGACGUCUCAGCUCGUCAUUACGGGACUGCUAAUCCUGGGCCAGGCCAUCGUGUCCGGAACGAUGCUUGCCAUCGAACCGCCCGGUGCGCAAGACUUCUUCGCGGCACCGAACCAGGUCUCGCUCAUCUGCAACACCUCGGAACUUGCAAACUUCCUGGGUCUCAGCUACGACUUCCUGCUCAUUCUACUGUGCACCGUGUGGGCCGUAAAAACGAGGAACGUGCCCGAAAAUUUCAACGAAGCCAAGAUGAUCGGCUUCGCCAUGUACGCCACGGUGGUCAUUUGGAUCGCCUAUCUGGCCGUUUACUGCGGCAGCGAAAGAAACCGGGAAUUGUCCCUGUGCCUUGCGAUGAACGUGUCUUCUUUCAUGGUGCUCAUGUUUCUGUUCAUCCCAAAAAUCUACAUCGUGCUUUUCCAUCCAGAAAAAAACGUGCGGUCCAAGUUCCUCACGUUCAAGCAAGACAUCGGCAAGGAAGCGGUGAGCACCGUUGAAAAGACCACCGUCUUGUACGGUUAUGGCAGCAGAGAAGCCGAACGCCCGACGGCAGCUCCAAGGUAGCCUCUACUGCGUCUCCUUCCGUGCAUGCUGAAGUCAGGGACGUUGAUGUUACGCCAAGGCGCUGACGUAGGCGCAGUGCCACGAUGUGUCGCAAACGAGGAAGUGCCAAAGAGAACGACAGCAUGAACAGCUACAUAAAAAAAAAAAAAAACGCUAGUGACCAUCGAUGGGUGCUGGUGGUAGCGCAGCUGUAUCAUACUCGAAAAAGGAACUUUGCGUCUAGUUCCGUCCAACUUCCGCUUCUGAUUGAACGACAGGAAGCUAUGUAUUCAAUAUGUGCACCACUCGAUUCAUUGUGAAUGUCAAAGGACGUGACCUUGCUCCAGCCCUUCCACGCAGUAAUCGUUGUUAUUGAUCGCACUGAGUGAGUUCAUUUCACUUCAGGCAGGCUAAAUAAUUUCAUUUUUAAUCUUGACGGAAAAGAAAUAUAUUUCGGGAAUAUUUCUGAAGCAAACAAAAAAGUCCAGUUCAUUCUUUUAAUGAAAAAUUGAUGCGGCAGAGGUAAAACCUGACUCUAGUAGAGUAGUCGUCUACGUGUUCCUCUUCUCUGUCCUUGUCCCUAUGUGCGCAACUGUAACUAUGUUUAAAACCUGACGCCUUUCCUGCUUGUUGAGGAUCGGAUUUUUGUCCUUCCCUUUCCUUCCUACCUAAGCGACUAAGCUCCAACGCUUUUGAGACCGUCUCGAAAUAGGAAUUAUCAUGCCCAGUGACUUCACAUGUUUACUAAAAUGUUAAACUUAAUGAAUGUCAUACUUUCCAUCUGAGGAUUUCGGCAAGGUUUGGCAAACUGUGCGGUGUGACCUGAUUGAGGUUUCCUAUAAUGUCAAUAUCUCUCGAAACUGCAUAAUUAUCUUAUUUUAUUGAUCAUAAAUUCAAUAUUGUGUCACGAAGAAAGGAAGUGUUGCGUGUAAUUGAAUAAACGGUUGUUUCAAAA